AUGCCGAUAAGCACCGCGUUGCCGCUGCUUGAGCUCGUACUCUUGACGCCCCACCAGCAGCAGCAGCAGCAGCAGCAGCAGCAGCAGCAGCAGCAGCAGCAGCAGCAGCAGCAGCAGCAGCAGCACAAGCAAGAACAGAAGCAACAGCAGCAGCAACAGGAACAAGAUCAGCAACAACAGAGAGUUCGAGCCAUACCCCCAAAGAAGCAGCAGCAACAGCAGCAACUCAACCAGCACCAGCAACAGCAGCAGCAGCAACAGCAGCAACAGCAACAGCAGCAGCAGCAGCAGCAACAGCAGCAGCAGCAGCAGCAGCAGAAAGUGCAAAAUACCGCUUGA
Molecule: messenger RNA, 339 nt
Organism: Eimeria mitis
Lineage: Eukaryota; Apicomplexa; Conoidasida; Eucoccidiorida; Eimeriidae
Exons: 2
Coding region: 1-339 (112 amino acids)
Source: RefSeq, a predicted model, not a curated record